Molecule: messenger RNA, 1119 nt
Organism: Talaromyces stipitatus ATCC 10500
Lineage: Eukaryota; Fungi; Ascomycota; Eurotiomycetes; Eurotiales; Trichocomaceae
Product: RAS small monomeric GTPase Rab6, putative
Exons: 4
Coding region: 406-864 (152 amino acids)
Molecular function (GO): GTPase activity; GTP binding
Source: RefSeq, a predicted model, not a curated record
ACGUCCGUUUUCACUACAACCCUGCUUCCCUCGAAUAUUCUGCUCUGACGAACGUUACGAAUUUGCUUUGUUCAGUUACUUGACACUCAUACUCUAAUAGCGUUCAACCUUUUAUUCACAAGGUCGAUCAUACCCGAAGCCUCCCCCCUGAAUCGAAAGACACCAUACCGAAUCGUGCAACAUCAUGGCUUCCCAGACAGCCGCGGGUUCUUAUUCGAACCCUUUGAAGAAGUUUAAAUUAGUAUUUCUCGGAGAGCAAAGUGUCGGGAAAACAUCUUUGAUCACACGGUUUAUGUACGAUUCAUUCGACAACACAUAUCAGGCAACAAUCGGAAUCGACUUUCUGUCAAAGGUGUGCAUGCCACUUGUCCUCGGCCAUGACUCUCUAAUUGAGAAUUAUAGACCAUGUACCUCGAAGACCGAACAGUUCGACUGCAACUAUGGGACACAGCAGGCCAGGAACGUUUCCGAUCCCUCAUCCCCUCCUAUAUCCGUGACUCAAGUGUAGCUGUCGUUGUAUACGACAUCUCCAACGCGAAAUCGUUCCAGAACACGAAGAAAUGGGUAGACGAUGUCCGAGGCGAGCGAGGAAACGAUGUGAUUAUUGUGCUUGUUGGGAAUAAGACCGAUUUGAACGACAAGCGAGAAGUAACUACCGCGCAGGGCGAGGAGGAGGCCAAGAAAAAUGGGCUUAUGUUUAUUGAGACGAGUGCAAAGGUUGGACAUAACGUGAAGCAAUUGUUUAGGAGGAUAGCACAGGCCCUUCCAGGAAUGGAGGGUGAGGCGCAGAGAGGGGAGAACCAAAUGAUCGAUGUCAACAUUAACCCGUCGCAACCAACAAAUAACGACGGAUGUGCCUGUUAAGUAUUUUGGUGUUGGAGCUGACUUGUGGUUUGAUGUGUAUAAGUGGCGCAUGGUUCCCAUGUAUAUGAUUACUAUUAUUUCUCCUUACGAAUUAAUAUAUAUUCAGGCAUUCUGUCGACUCCUUUCACAGUGGGCAGCCCCGAGGUUCUACCUUCAUCCAUGCAUAUCAUCAACCAUAUUCCCUGCCUAGAUAGUUAGAUUAUUGAUAUCCGAAUUCUCCAAAAUCUGCAAGCGUUGACUCCCGUCCAACACUAG